GAGGACCGUGGACGGAACAAAGAUGAAAUAUCGGGCGUCCGUUUGAGGUUAGACAAAGGGUGUCGCGGGUCGCUCUCGCACUCGUGCAUUUUCAAUCGCAAAGGGAAGAAAAGAGACUAAUUAAUCGUGCAUGCGACGUGACCACCAGCCGCCAUCAUGAGUAAGAUGUAUUCGACGGCGAACCUGUCCGACAAGGAACUGAAGGAACAGGGAAACCGUCUCUUCGAUCUACACAAAUACGAGGACGCGGCCAGUUGCUACACGAAGGCGAUCAUGAAGAAUCCAGGCCAAGCGUUAUAUUACACAAAUCGGGCACUAUGUCAUUUAAAGUUGAACCGAUGGGAAUCCGUGUGCAAGGACUGCAGAUGGGCCUUAGAUAUAGAUCCCUGUUUGAUGAAGGGUCACUUUUUCUUGGGACUCGCCCUACUGGAAUUGGAGCUCUUCGACGAAGCUGUCAAGUAUCUGCAAAGAGCUGUAGACCUGGCGAAGGAGCAGAAGCUGAAUUACGGCGACGACAUUACUAGCGUAUUGCGCCUAGCCAAGAAACGGCGAUUCCAAAUAAGGGAGGAACAAAGAAUUUGCCAGGAUAUCGAACUGCAGACUUAUCUGAAUCAGCUGAUCGUAGACGACGCGAAACGUAAUUUGGCGACUCUGCAAGAACAGGAGACGGCAAAGGAUUCGGAUGUUGAAACGAGCUCGGCCGAAUUUGCCAGGAGAAAAGAGGAGAUCGAGGAGAAGAGAGAUACCUGUAUAUCAAGACUCAAUGAUCUCUUCGCUAAGAUCGACGACAGAAGGCGGAAAAGAGAGGUACCCGAUUACUUGUGCGGCAAGAUUAGCUUCGAAAUUCUGCAGGAGCCGGUGAUUACACCCAGCGGUAUCACGUACGAGCGAAAGGACAUCGAGGAGCAUCUCCAACGGGUCGGUCACUUCGAUCCAGUUACGCGCGUCCGUUUAACGCAGGACCAGCUUAUCCCGAACUUGGCGAUGAAAGAAGUGGUUGACACUUUUCUGCAGGAGAAUGAAUGGGCCUUGCAUUACUGAUGCCGAUAUGCAGCUUACUGCCAUAGGUUUAAGUUAAGGUGGUGGCGAUUUUCAGCGAUGGAAGAAGAUGUGAGCUUUUGAUGAAGAGAUUUAAAGGAAGAUACAACCAGAAAAAUCUCGUGAGUGUAAAAUAGUAGACUGUACAUGUAAAGGACUAAGUAAUCUUGUUACCGUGAAAUAUUUUUACACGCCAUAUGAGACGUGGAAGCUAUUGUUAUCGAACGUAAGUAUUAGUGAAUAGUUAACACUAAUAACGAUCGUUUAAACGCGAGUUAUAUAUAAUUCCAUAAGUGCUACGUAUAUUAUUAAUUAUAUAUAGAACUUAUUAACUUACCUUUCGUAUAUCAGCAAUUUUCUGGUUUGUAAAGAUGAAAUUUUCGUAAUAGUUGCGUUCAAUAAAAACAUGAAAUCGAAAUUUUAAAGAGUUGAACAAAAGCUCAAGAGUUUACUGAAAGUUCCAACACACACAGUGGCUCAAAGAAAAACAUAGGAUAAUAAGCGCUAUGUAGCAUCUGUAAUUCUUGUUUUACCAUAAAUAAUAAACUAUUUAUUUUGCCACCAAAA
Molecule: messenger RNA, 1605 nt
Organism: Temnothorax curvispinosus
Lineage: Eukaryota; Metazoa; Arthropoda; Insecta; Hymenoptera; Formicidae
Gene: STUB1
Product: E3 ubiquitin-protein ligase CHIP
Exons: 4
Coding region: 157-1041 (294 amino acids)
Biological process (GO): protein polyubiquitination; protein quality control for misfolded or incompletely synthesized proteins; positive regulation of proteolysis
Cellular component (GO): cytoplasm; Z disc
Molecular function (GO): protein-folding chaperone binding; ubiquitin protein ligase activity
Source: RefSeq, a predicted model, not a curated record